This is a messenger RNA of Lachancea nothofagi CBS 11611, 2694 nucleotides long. Lineage: Eukaryota; Fungi; Ascomycota; Saccharomycetes; Saccharomycetales; Saccharomycetaceae. The record is from the annotation of a GenBank genome assembly.
AUGGAGAACAAACCAUUUGCUUUUUCGAGUAACGAAUUAUGCGAUUUUUAUCAGCUUAGAGGACUAAAUCCGAAAGAUUCAUGGUUGAAGGACUCGACCGUAGUAUACUCCUUGCGGGAACCUCAGGGUCUGGAAUCGGUAGGCUCCUCAUACGCGGUGCUUAACGAGUUACUGCGGCAGGAACAUGAACACAUUACAGACCGGAAUAGUGGGAUCGAUACUGCAGGGCUACAAGAUCCGCUAAAUCCUCGAUUGGGGCUUGACGAGCUUCUUGACAGCUACCAAAUAUCUACAAAGGAGCGCCACAAAUACUACAUUAACUCUAAAAAGUUCAACUCCAAGCUUUAUCUAAGAGGUCUACAUUCUCAGGAUGGCUUCAAAGACCUAAGUUCGUCGUUAGAUCUUCUGGAUCGGUCUUUGCAAGCGCAAAGUAACGACCUAAAGAAAUUGGUACAGAACAACUUCGCCAAAUACGUGAGAUCUAAAAACAAUCUAGACCGUAUCUAUGAACAAUUCAAUAGGUUUUCGCUCGAAGAAGAUAAGGAGCUAGGUACUGAAAAACUAGGUGCAUCAGUUGACAAUACUAUUCAAGAGGUCACACUAAAGGCAAAGCCCAUUCUUGAUACCAAUGCUAAACUAAAAAACAUACAGACAACAAUGACGUUCAUUCAAGAGAAUCGGGAUUUCUUUGACAUACCCAAGAAGCUCAGAGAAUGCUUAAUGAAUAGAGAUUUUUCACAACUCAUGAGACACUAUCACGACGCCCAACGGAUAUAUCAAGAUCUUACAACCAGCGGACAUAGCUUCCCAAUCCUUUUAAAAAUGUGGGACCAAAUUGAGAGUACAAUUAACAGUUAUCGAGAUUUUGUUUGGGAAGCCCUCCUUAAUCCUGUGGCUGGAGAAAUACAGGUGCAGCUCUUACCUUUAAUUUCAAAACUACUAGAGCUGAAUUCUGAGGAAAGCCCCAUAUUUACCUGGAUAAGCUCUAAGCUGACAACGUAUGAGUCAAAGCUGGAAGAAAUAGUAACUAAGAUGCAUGCCAAGAUAGUUACAGCACAGCAAAAAGUCAUAAGAAGUACAUCAAGCGAGGGCGAAGAUCUGACUUUUUAUUUAUCUAUUGGCCAUUUUGUUGAUCAAAACGUUGGCGCAUCAGACGCCCAAUUUUUGCCCACUAACAAAAUAACUCAUUCAAAUCCAGGGCUCUGUGACUCUGUUGUCGUUAUUGAGAUGUGGCUCUUAAUACAAAAGCUCACCAGUUUGCUAUCUAUGGAGUCUAGUCUUUUUGUUGAAUUCUGGGAACAUGUUGAAAAGUUCUUGGAUGGCACAUAUCAAAACUCAUUGCUGAACGACAAAAGAAAAGAUGAUAUUUUGGGCACUAACGUUAAGAGUCAUGAUAGUUACAUGCGCUUUUUGAAAUUUGAAAAGAGCCAAGUAAGCAACAUAAGAUUGAGGGGUGAAGAAUAUAUUAAAAGGUUGUGCAAUGGUCUUUCAAGUUUAUUUUCGGCCUCUCAAACCUCUUUACGCGAGGAGGCAAAAGUAGAGAAGGAGACAGGAUCACCUAUUGAUUACGGCUUUAUACCACCUGCUGCCAAUUGCUUAAGCUGCUUACGGUACUUACCGCAAAUUGUGGAACCCAUAUUAAAAUUCACUACUGAAAUAGCGCAACUAAACAUCUCGCCAAAUUCAAUAGAAAUUUUGAGAAAAUGUGACGCCAUGAUUCUUGAUCGCGCCGUUGCUGCUAUAUCAGCGACAAAAUUAAGAGAUCUUUCAGCAUUUCACACGCUUGAAGAUUGGUCUAUGUAUCGAAGCUCAGGUCACCAAAAGUAUGGAAUCACACAAUUUCCAGAAAUUGUCUGCAUGUUUCAAAAAUUGAGCAUAGUGACGGUUAGAAAUAUGCUGUUUUCAUAUGAAAAGCUCCCUGUGUUAAAUGGCAUCUACGUUGUUACUCAUCCUUCCCGUCAACUCUUGACUGGUAUUGAAGUCCAACAAAUAAUCUCCAUGGAAGCUGUCUUGGAAUCUGUUCUGAAAGACGCCGCAAAGGAGAAAGAAAACCCAAGAACCUCAAGAACAAUACUUACACUAACCAAUCUGCAAUAUACUCGCGAGCGAAUCUUUCCGGAAGUACUGCAGUUUUUUGAUGAGAGUUUCGAAACGCAAUUGGGGAAGAAAAAUCUUGAAAUAUUCAACUUACUAGGUAAAAUGGAGUCUUCUAUUUUUGGAAAUUACCUUUCCGACUUGAAAGUGAGCUUGAGAGAUAUCUUAGAGGAGCGGUUUUAUGAAAUAAAUUGGGCAACCUAUAGCUCAAAUUCAUUUCGCGUUGGUGACUACAUGAUCGAGACUCUGAUGAUAUUAGUAAGUGUUCACAGCGAUUGCUUCAGAAUUGCACCGCAACUAAUCGGCCGCAUUCUCAAGGAGUCUCAAAUUUUCAUCUCAAAGUACUUGUUUGAAGCCUUUAAGCGUUACAUUGGCAAUCUUUCGUCUGACGCUUUACUGCAAAUUGUAGUAGAUUUACAGUUCUUUCUAAAGGUCCUUGGAAAUUUGCUAGAGAGAGACACAGAGGCCACUUUGAUGGCUUGCCUUGAAAACUGCUUUGAAAACGAUAGCAGUAGACUACAAAGAUGUAUCACAGAAACGGGGCCAAUAGUAUCGGCGAAUCUGAAAAAAGCCAGCGCACAGUUUGCAUCUUUUAGAUAG